AUGCAGUUGGAUAAUCUUUAUUUAGCUGUAUCAUCCGGUCUUCCUCACUGUCCACCAUUUCUUUCCCGGUUGCUCGGAUCUGUUCCAACCAUUUUUUUUUUCUUUUCGCUCUUUCUUAAAGACCUUUUUUCUUCUCUUACCUUCUUUUUCUUUUGCUUUCUUUCAUUUUUAUCUUUUAAAUAUUUCGUAGAUUUCUUCUUCUUACAUUUCAUCAGCUUCCACAUUUCUUUCUCUAUUUCUGUCUCUCUUUCUCUCUCUAAUUCUCUUUCUUUGUCCCUCUCUCUAUCCAUCUUUCUUUCUCUCGUUCUCUUUCUCUUUGUCUCUCUAAGUCUCUUUCUUUGUCCCUCUCUCUAUCCAUCUUUCUCUCUCUCUUUCUCUCUCUCUCUUUCUCUCUCUCUCUUUCUCUCUCUAAUUCUCUUUCUUUGUCCCUCUUUCUAUCCAUCUUUCUUUCUUUUCUCUUUCUCUCUCUCUUUCUCUCUCUAA
Acanthosepion pharaonis is the source of this 483-nucleotide messenger RNA. The record is from the annotation of a GenBank genome assembly. Lineage: Eukaryota; Metazoa; Mollusca; Cephalopoda; Sepiida; Sepiidae.